Molecule: messenger RNA, 2359 nt
Organism: Daucus carota subsp. sativus
Lineage: Eukaryota; Viridiplantae; Streptophyta; Magnoliopsida; Apiales; Apiaceae
Exons: 6
Coding region: 728-1855 (375 amino acids)
Source: RefSeq, a predicted model, not a curated record
GGUUCAAGUUCUGGAAGAAGUUUAUCAUUUGGUCUGAAACGACUAGGGGAAACUGGGUCACCUAAUUCUCCCAAUGUUGUUCCAGGUUCAAUAAAUGGGAGAAGAUUAUCAUCUGCUGUGAAUGGAGACGAGAAAAAUGUCUCACCUAAUCAGAUCAAUGUCACUCCAGGUCCUUAUUUUCUCUACCAGCCUUUGACAUUGUUGAUGUAUGUGUAUAUAUUUUUGUUGUAUCUUUAUUUUUUUACUCUUUUGUAUUUUUUAGAUAAUAUAGUUUUAAGCAAGAUACCAACAUAAUUCAUAAGCUUCUUCAUCAUGUAUAUUACAAUUUUAUGAGUGUACAGCAUAUUCUGGAUCAACAAGCACACGAGGAAGACGGAACUAUGCUUCAAGUACCCCAUGUGUGCCUAACUCUGAUGUUUACAGUCGUCUUAACAAGAAUAGAGGUUCUACCUUAGACUUGAUUUUUCAAUAUUAUCAAAUACAAUAUGGUGUGGUUAAUUAUGCACAAACAAUUUCAGGACCAACCAAUCUUUCUCCUAGCUGCUCCCCUGUAUCACAAUCACCUACUCAGAGGCAGGCACUGUCUGAAAUAUCCAAUACGUUCCUUAACACUCCUAAGUCAUCAGUAUCCAAGAAGAAAGUAAUUUCAACUGGCACACAAUCAACAAUUACAAUCAAUGAUUACCAAAUUUCAGAGACUAAUGAACCCGUGGUCAGAAAAAAAAAUAUGCCCAAGAAAUCACGGAGCAGGCUACGUGAAUCCAAUGUAGAAGAUACCAGCACCCAAUUGUUUCAUCCCCGGGAACAUAAAGCAGAUGAUCUAAUAGACCAUUCAAAAAUCAGUACAAUCCUUGAAGAUGCUGAAGAUUUCUUUAACGAAGAUGGUAUUGAAACUGAUUAUAUUGAAGAUGUUGAAGCAGAGGUUUUCGACAAGGAAGAUCUAACUUACAGGAAUAAAGGGAAAAGUGGACACGUCUCAUUGGAGCCACCUACUGAAUGUUGUUCACAUUGUAAAGCUGUCAUGUGGAAGCAAGAACGUGCAAAUAAAACAAUUAUAAAUGGUACACCAGAAUUCUCUCUCUAUUUCGGCAAAGGGCAGAUCAAGCUACCAUCAAAUCCUCCCACUCCUCAUUACCUCUUGAAGCUUUAUAAAGAUCCAAAAAAGAGCAGAAAAUACAAAAAUCAAAUCCGUUUGUAUAAUACUAUGUUUUCUUUUACUUCAAUUGGCGGUAAGGUUGACCACUCCAUAAAAAAUGGUUCCUCUCCUUACGUCUAUCGCCUAAAUGGACAGAAUCAUCAUCUUUUUGGAUCACUCAUACCUAAUGAUGGAGACGACCCAAAGUUUUGUCAAUUAUACAUAUACAACACUGAAAACGAAGUACAAAACAUGCUUCUGUGGGUUGAUGUUUCUAAUGGUCAGACAGUGGAUACGGAGAUUGUUGAAGGCCUGCUGAGGAUGUUGGACGAAACCAAUGAAUUGGUUAAAUACUUUCGGAUGGCACGUGACCGCUUCGUGGAGCAGCCAGUUCAGGAUCUAAAAAUUAUGAUGAAGGUUUGUAGAAGUGUUACUGGCCGUGAAAACUUCAUUGUUCCAUCUAAUAAAGUCGGAGCAAUAAUGGUUGGUGAUUUAGAAGAUACUUGUGGUGAGAGAGAUAUUAUUGUGGAGACUAAAAGCAAGAAGCUUGAAAGAAUAACGGAUAUUCAUCCAAAGUUGAUUUCUUUGCAAUAUCCUAUGUUGUUUCCAAAUGGAGAAGAUGGAUACCACGAUGAUAUCCCGUAUGUGAAGACUGCAAACAAUACCGGUAAGAAGAGAAAGAGAAUUACCAUGAAAGAGUUUUACUCUUAUAAAUUGUAAUGUCGACUGUCUAAAGGUAAUUAUUUUUACAAAUUGACAGCAUUAUUACACAUAUAUAAUACACAAUUUUUUUUGCUUGCUUCCAUUCAAUUUUGUUGUUCUAAAGCAUUGAACAUAAAUUUGUGUGCAGGUAACACACCUCGCUUAGGCGGUAGACUUUUUCAGCAGUACAUUGUUAACUCAUUCUCUGCCAUUGAACAGAGUCAUCUUUGGUAGUGUCGUACACGCCAAAAAACUUUACGUAAUGAUUUGUAUAGCAACAUACAAAAAAGCAUUCAUGAGGGUCAUGAAGCCUCAUCUGUUGUUGGCAAAUCCUUUAUCUUGCCUACCAGUUUUACGGGUUCAAAAAGAUAUAUGCAGUAAAAUUUUCAAGAUGCAUUGGCAAUCUGUCGGUACAUUGGUCACCGAGAUAUUUUCUUGACAAUGACCUGUAACAGUGCAUGGGAUGAAAUUAAUCAAAUGAUGAAAUGGUAUCCUGGGUGUCUUGCUAUUGAUUCACCUGAU